CCCCCCUUUUAGCUUCCCCCCUCCCCUGAAGUGGCUCCUGUUCCACCGCCCGGCCCCCCCCCUGCUGCAGGAGGGACCCCAGUGUGGGCUGGUGGCUCUCUGGAUGGCAGCUUCACUCCUGGCCCCCUCCCACGGGGUGGGUCUGGGGGAGGUGCUGGGGGCAGCCCAGGCCCGGGGCUUCACUGCCCGGGGGGAGAUGUUUUCAGCCCUGCACAUGGCAGCCCUGGCCCAGGAGCUCUUCCCCUGCAGAGCUGAGGUCGUUUCGGGGGGCCUGGGGGGGCCCAAUCGCCCCAAGAUCCUCCAGCACCUCACCCGGGGGCUCCCCCUCCUCGUGCCUUAUGAUGAAGACAGCAACCACGAGCCCUGCCACAAACACGGCCACAAAGCCCAUUGGGCUGUGCUCACAGGUGUCAUUCUGGGGGUCCCCACCUCGGCGUUGCCCCCCAACUUCCAGCAGGACCCCGAGAUCCCCAACCUCUUCCACGCCCCCCAGGAGGAGUUUUUAUUGGGGGGGGUGGAUUUGGGGGGGGGGGUCUUAGAGGGGGGGGAGAAAUCCCCCCCCAAUAAACACCUCCAAGAAAAGCCCUGA
This is a messenger RNA of Calypte anna (Anna's hummingbird), 589 nucleotides long. It is a transcript of the gene ACTMAP, whose product is annotated as chromosome unknown C19orf54 homolog. The transcript has 6 exons. The record is from RefSeq and is a predicted model, not a curated record. Lineage: Eukaryota; Metazoa; Chordata; Aves; Apodiformes; Trochilidae. Bases 104 to 589 code for a protein of 161 amino acids.